AUGAAGCUUACGGAUAGUAAUUAUUUUGAGGCUUGGGAAAGGUUGGAGAAACGGUUUGAUAGGUCUCAACUAAUAAUUCAGUCGUUUAUAAAUUCAUUUGUCUCAUUGCCAUCGACUAAUUCUUCCAACGUUGCUUUGUUAAGAAAAAUAACAGACGGUGCUGACGAGGUUAUUAGGGGUUUAAACGCUCUCAAUACAACAGGUCGCGAUCCCUGGUUGAUCUUUCUUUUAAGUCAGAAGCUUGAUCCAGAUACGAAGCAGGCGUGGGCUGAACAUUUGGGGUCAAAGGAAGGUCCCGCAAUAGAUGAACUUCUUGAAUUUUUACAAAACCGUUGUGCGUGUUUGGAAUCUUGUUCUACUCCUGUUCGACAUUCUAAGAUUCGAAACAAAACUCAAGGGAGUUUUAAGUCUCAUGUCGUUGAAUAUGUACAGAGUUGUUUGGAAUGCAAAGGAAACCAUAACUUACCAAGUUGUAAAAAGUUCCUUGCUCUUGAUGUGGAGGCUCGUCGGCGUUUUGCUAAAGAAAGGUCAUUGUGUUUCAACUGUAUACGACUAGGUCAUGCUGCAAAUAAAUGUUUUUCUAAUAAUCGUUGCAAGAUUUGUAAAUCGAGACACCAUUCUCUAGUUCAUCCGGAAAUAGCUGCAAUUAAUACCUCGACAAAUCUUGCUAAUGAGCAGGCACCACUUGUUGCUCCAGGUACAUCGAGUUCUUCGUUCUCAAAUUCGGUUCCGUCGUCGGUGGUUAGUCAUCAUUCUUCUGAGCCCAGUCACAGUUUUCACACAAUUCUCCCAACAGCUGUUGCCAAAUCUCAGGAUAAGGAAAGGCCGUUCCAUAACAUUCGUAUGCUUCCUGAUACUGGGUCACAAGUUUCGUUCAUUACUGAACAGACUGUUCAGCGCUUGGGACUUCGUCGAAGUCAAUCUCGGUUACCUGUUCUUGGCGUAGGUUCGACAUCAGCAGGUGUUACCAAUGGUAUAGUGACACUGAGGCUUAUUUCUCGAUUCAGUUCAAAGUUUGUUGACGUAGAUUGUCAUGUCCUAUCGAAACUUACAUCGUUGCUGCCGGAAUCUCCCGUGGACAAUAUCGACUUAGGAAAACUUGUGACUGUUAAGCUCGCUGAUCCUUAUUUUAAUAAGCCAGGUCCUAUUGACGUGUUGAUUGGAGCAGAUAAGGUUUUCGACAUAAUAGCUGGACCAUCUAAUAGCACAAUCGCUGGGGUUCCGAAUUUAGUUCUUACUAUUUUUGGAUCGGUUGCUGUAGGAAGAUCUACACAAAAUUCUGCUCAUGUUAAUAAAGGUAUUAAGACUUUUUGUACGCAGCUAGAUCUUUCUUUUUGUACGCCCUUGAAUCAAUCGUUUUGUACGCAGCUGGAUCAUUCGCUUGCAUUUGAUCUACAAAAAUUCUGGCGUUUAGAGGAAAUUUCUGAAGAACCAACCCUUUCAAUCGAUGACCAACGUGCUGAGGAGUUUUUUCAAAAAACGCAUCAAAGACUUCUUGAUGGUCGUUAUGUCGUAAAGUUGCCUUUCAAGUCUAAUGAAAAAUUAAAUUUUGGGAACUCUUUUAGUGUUGCACUUCACCGUCUUCAUUCAAUCGAACGUAGGUUUUUGUCAAAUCCUUCGUUAAGGGAAAAGUGCCAAAUGUUCAUGGAUGAGUAUUUGUCGUUAGGUCAUAUGGAAGAAGUUCCUGCUGAUGAAAUAUACCAAUCCUCUUACAACUCGUACUAUCUUCCUCAUCAUGCGGUGUUUAAAAACGAUAGCAGCACCACAAAAGUAAGAGUAUUUUUGACGGAUCAGCUAAAACGAAUCACAAUAGAUCCUUGA
This is a messenger RNA of Episyrphus balteatus (marmalade hoverfly), 1821 nucleotides long. RefSeq lists its product as uncharacterized. The record is from RefSeq and is a predicted model, not a curated record. The transcript has a single exon. NCBI's taxonomy places the organism in Eukaryota, Metazoa, Arthropoda, Insecta, Diptera, Syrphidae. Bases 1 to 1821 code for a protein of 606 amino acids.